AUGACCAACCGAGGUGAAAUGGAGUCGAUGCUGCUCAGUGCACCAAUGGGAGUUGCCAGUGAAUCACUUGUCUCUAUCCUAUGCAUAGAGGCGACCUACAAGACGCAGCAAGCGCUCAAUAAUGCUCUCUCCGUGGAUGCAGCCCGCAACGACGGCGACAACGGCGUCGCGGUGGCGACAGAGGUACUGCGCAAGCUCCCUGGCACAAAGCUAUGCGUGUCACCCUACACAACCAUCCACUCUAUCCGGUCUUUCUUGCAAGAGCAGGAAGCCAUGGCGUCGUCGUCCUCGAGUGGUCGCGCGGGUUCAGAUACUAGGCGACAGCCGAACAGCAAGUCGCUGGCCAACGCUCAUUUCUUCGCCAUUCUCAGGCCACCAGCCUCCUCGGAGGAUGCGAAAGCCAAUGAGACUUUCCUUCCUCUCCAGAACACCUCGAGCCUUCAGGAUGUUCUCGCCUCCGCCCUCGUACUACGGUGCGCCGAUGAUGCCAACGUGGACGUGACUGAGCAGACAUUGCCUCUGGUAUACAUGCGCGAGUGCCAGUACGGAUUUGACGCCGGCGACUUCCUUCUCUGUGCGCUCUGCGCCGGACUCUGCGCUUGCUGUGUUGGUUUGUGCGCCUCCGGUGUUGCGGCCACGGCUACGGGGGGUAGGCGCCGCAAAGGGCAAAAAAAUCAAAAGCAGCAGCAGUAUCCAGCGCAGCAGUAUUCAGAGCAGCAGUAUCCAGCGCAGCAGUAUCCAGCGCAGCAGUAUCCAGCGCAGCAGUACUACGGCAACACCCUAGCUCCACCGUAUCAGGGCAACGCGCCCGGCGGUCAGCCGUACUCCUACGGUGCCCCCCCGCAGCAGCAACAGGGCGACUAUCCGACUGCGCAGCCGGCGUACUACAACUACAGCGGAAGGCCCGAGUACGAGCAGCCGCAGCAGGCGCAGAACCCGCCCGCUCAAUACUACUACUCGCCGCCGCCGGGUGAGCAGUCCGGUGGCAAAUACCAGAACUCAUCGAACACGGGUUGCGCGGCACCACUGUGA
Molecule: messenger RNA, 1032 nt
Organism: Leishmania braziliensis MHOM/BR/75/M2904
Lineage: Eukaryota; Euglenozoa; Kinetoplastea; Trypanosomatida; Trypanosomatidae
Exons: 1
Coding region: 1-1032 (343 amino acids)
Source: RefSeq, a predicted model, not a curated record